Molecule: messenger RNA, 1365 nt
Organism: Aspergillus tanneri
Lineage: Eukaryota; Fungi; Ascomycota; Eurotiomycetes; Eurotiales; Aspergillaceae
Gene: cds1
Product: phosphatidate cytidylyltransferase
Exons: 4
Coding region: 1-1365 (454 amino acids)
Cellular component (GO): endoplasmic reticulum membrane
Molecular function (GO): phosphatidate cytidylyltransferase activity
Source: RefSeq, a predicted model, not a curated record
AUGUCCAAAUCGCGUCGGAAUGUCAGGUUUCAACGUCGGGCGUCGAACGGCAGUGAAACUCGACGUCUGAGUAUUUCUGAUGCCAGUGAUGCUGCCUCAGAACCCGGUAGCCCGUCGAAGAAUGGUGCCGUGUCUAAGCAAGCGACAAUUCCCGAGGAGAAACCCGAGCAGCCUCCCCUGUCCGAGUAUGAGAAAAAGAAGCAGACCUUUAUCACUCGCACGAUAUGGACCUUCGUGAUGAUUGCCGGUUUCUUCAUCGCCAUGUUUUCAGGCCAUAUCUACGUCAUUGGUAUCGUCACUGCUAUCCAGAUCGUCUCGUUCAAAGAGGUCAUCGCCAUUGCCAACGUUCCCAGCCGCGAGAAGAACCUGCAGUUCACGAAGUCGCUCAACUGGUACUUCCUGGCUACGACGAUGUACUUUCUAUACGGCGAAAGUGUCAUUUAUUAUUUCAAGCAUAUUCUCCUGGUUGACAAGGUGUUGCUGCCCCUGGCGACCCACCACCGAUUCAUCAGCUUUACGCUGUAUGUCAUGGGAUUUGUCUUCUUUGUUGCUUCUUUGCAGAAGGGGCAUUACCGGUUCCAGUUCACUCAGUUUGCCUGGACUCAUAUGGCACUGUAUUUGAUUGUUGUGCAGGCACACUUCGUCAUGAACAACAUCCUGGAGGGGAUGAUCUGGUUUUUUCUGCCGGCGUCCUUGGUUAUCACAAAUGACAUCUUCGCCUACGUGUGUGGGAUCACAUUUGGCCGGACUCAACUCAUCAAAUUGUCGCCCAAGAAGACUGUUGAAGGAUUCCUGGGUGCCUGGAUCUGUACGGUCAUUUUUGGCUAUUUCAUGACAAAUAUCUUGAUGCGCUACAAGUACUUCAUCUGUCCGGUGAACGACCUGGGGUCCAAUGUUUUGACAGGACUUGAAUGCACUCUCAAUCCAGCCUUCGUACCUAAGCCGUAUUCGCUCCCGGGAUGGACUGGACUGGGCAAGACCUUCUACAUUGAGCCCAUGCAGUUUCAUAUCUUGGUCUUUGCUAGCUUUGCCUCGCUCAUUGCGCCUUUCGGUGGGUUUUUUGCAUCCGGUCUCAAGCGGACAUUCAAGAUUAAAGAUUUUGGCGAGUCAAUCCCCGGCCAUGGCGGUAUCACCGAUCGCAUGGACUGUCAAUUCAUCAUGGGCUUCUUCGCAUACAUGUACUACCAUAGUUUCAUUGCCGUGUACAAGGCGAGUGUCGGCGACAUCAUCGAGACCACCAUUAACGGUCUCAUGGUGGAGGAGCAGCUCGAGGUGGUCCGUGGCCUGGGCAAAUACCUUUACAACCAGGGAGCGGUUUCCGAGACGAUGCUGGAUUGUCUGAAUACCGAACUCAAACGACGAUGA